AUGGACUUGUCAUCCUACGCCAUUGAUCUGUCCCAAAUGCGCUACUCCGAUGCUCAGGACAGUAUUCUGGACCGAAUGUGGAAUCGGGAUGUGAAAAAGCUCCUAAACUCUUUGUUGGCAGAAGAUUUUCUUUGGAAAGGAGCCGAUUUUAAUGAGCUUAAAAUGGUUAAACACUUGUUCGACCCUUUCCUCAAAACACGUAUCUCCAACCUCAAGAAGACUGGGCAGAAGAAGGUCCUACAUAUCGAUUUGGAAAAGGUGGCGUUCCUGCUUAAAGAUGCCAUCGAUGACAUGGCCCGGCAUCGAGUUGAUGUUGCCAAGCUGAAGGUGUUUGGGAUGGUCAUGAUCGGGACGGGGGGAGUAAUAUACUCCAUGCAGCCGGUGGCCGGAGGCAUAUACUUGAUGAAGAACUAUGCCUUAGUGUAUGCCCCGCAGUUUCAGUUCGACCUCUGCGUUGUAGCAGGAGCCAUCAAUACCUUCCUGAACUUGCGUGAGGAGCUGGUCACCGCAAUGGAGAUCUUUCGAGCGUCGCGUCUGGAUAAGCCCACAAAUCUGACAAUGCCGAGUUUCGGAACCCCAAUCAGAGGAGAUGAUUAUAUUUGA
Molecule: messenger RNA, 603 nt
Organism: Linnemannia hyalina
Lineage: Eukaryota; Fungi; Mortierellomycota; Mortierellomycetes; Mortierellales; Mortierellaceae
Source: the annotation of a GenBank genome assembly